ACAAUAGUUGAGCAUCAUCCCUCUUUAAUAUUUUCGGGUCACGAGCACGAGUCUUUCCACUUCAUUGGCCAAAAAAGCAUUGCCAGAGCAGAGGAAUUCUGGCCCCUCAGAGAUGAUGAUAGCAUCUGGAAGAUUGAUACUGUCACUGAGAAAUUGCAUGAGGUCACUGUUCCCACGUGUUCGUACAGAAUGGGCAAGAAGAGCUAUGGGUACGGCUCAGCUGUAAUUGGAAAGUCAGGCCUUGUCCACUACAAUGUCUUAUGGAUGCCCUCUCGUUUCCUGCAGUUGUGGCUGUAUGUCAUUAGUCUCGUGGGUGCGUUUCUGUUCACCUUGCCCUCCCUUGUGCCCUGGCUCAAAACUCAUGUCAUUAAACUGUGUAAAGCAUGUGCCGUUGGUCUUGUUAGCUUAGGGCCCAAGUACCAUCGUGUAUAAACCUCUAGAUGAG
Penaeus monodon (black tiger shrimp) is the source of this 445-nucleotide messenger RNA. RefSeq lists its product as uncharacterized. Gene Ontology annotation, cellular component: endoplasmic reticulum. The record is from RefSeq and is a predicted model, not a curated record. Gene Ontology annotation, biological process: GPI anchor biosynthetic process. Lineage: Eukaryota; Metazoa; Arthropoda; Malacostraca; Decapoda; Penaeidae.